Messenger RNA from Lasiosphaeria miniovina, 1668 nucleotides. RefSeq names its product kinase-like domain-containing protein. Gene Ontology annotation, biological process: positive regulation of transcription elongation by RNA polymerase II; protein phosphorylation. The transcript is spliced from 5 exons. The coding region runs from base 1 to 1668 and encodes 555 amino acids. Gene Ontology annotation, cellular component: cyclin/CDK positive transcription elongation factor complex; nucleus. Gene Ontology annotation, molecular function: ATP binding; cyclin binding; RNA polymerase II CTD heptapeptide repeat kinase activity. The record is from RefSeq and is a predicted model, not a curated record. Lineage: Eukaryota; Fungi; Ascomycota; Sordariomycetes; Sordariales; Lasiosphaeriaceae.
AUGAGCGCCCCCGAACCGCGAGAUGCCGGCGGUGUCUCGUCUUCUGUCGCAUUUGCUCUCAAGAACCAGCGGCCGAAAUUAAGCUUCACGGGAUGUUCCAGGAUCACCGACUAUGAGAUACUGGGCAAGCUCGGCGAGGGCACCUUUGGAGAGGUCCAUCGCGCGAAGUCGAAGAAGACGGGUGCUGUGGUUGCGCUGAAAAAGAUCAUCAUGCACAACGAGAAGGACGGAUUCCCGAUAACGGCCCUGCGUGAGAUUAAGCUGCUCAAGCUUCUCUCCCACAAGAACGUCUUGCAACUGGAAGACAUGGCUGUCGAGCAUCCUGUUAGAGCCACCGAUAAACGCAAGCGUCCCAUCAUGUACAUGGUGACACCGUACAUGGACCAUGAUUUAUCGGGACUGCUCGACAACCCCAAUGUCCAUUUCACGGAGCCUCAGAUCAAGUGCUAUAUGCUUCAGCUGCUGGAAGGCCUGAGGUACCUCCACACGAAUCACAUCCUCCACAGAGAUAUGAAGGCGGCCAAUCUUUUGAUAAAUAACAAGGGCAUUCUGCAGAUUGCCGAUUUCGGACUCGCGAGGCACUAUGAGGGAGACGUUCCUAGACCAGGAAGGGGAGGAGGUGAGGCGCGGCGCGAUUAUACGAGCCUCGUGGUGACGCGAUGGUAUCGGCCGCCCGAGCUAUUGUUGAAUCUAAGGCGCUACACUACAUCCAUUGACUUGUGGGGCGUCGGGUGCGUGUUUGGAGAGAUGCUGGUUGGCAAGCCGGUUCUGGCUGGCGAAAGCGACGUAAACCAGCUCGAGAUCAUCUUUGAUCUCUGCGGGACGCCCACAGAAGACACAAUGCCCGGUUGGCGAGGAUUGCCAGGCGCCGAGGGCCUGCAACCUCGCCCAAGACCAGGUAACCUCGCACAGAGAUUUAGAGAAUAUGGAUCGGGGGCCAUAUCGCUACUGAAGGAGCUUCUCAAGCUUGAUUGGAGAACGCGCAUCAAUGCUAUCGAUGCGCUUCAGCACCCCUAUUUCCGAAAUGCGCCAUUCCCAGCGCAUCCAGGCGACAUUCCCACGUUCGAGGAUAGUCACGAGCUUGAUCGUAGGAAGUUCCAGGAUCGGAGAGCCGCUCUACCACCUGCGCCGAAAGGAGGUGAGGUGGGCCGUGGCGCUCUGGAGGGCGGCACGGGGCACAAUGCUGGAUUUCACAAUGCCGACGGCUACGGCUCUAGGAAUGGCCUUAAUGGUAGUCGUUACCCGCGAAGUAGGCCGUCCGGGCCACCUGACGAGCGCGUACCUGCUUGGCAUAGGGAGCGAGGACUGCCGCCGCGACCCCCGCCGCCUGUUGACCAUUCUAAUGGCUGGGAUGCGGCUAGCGACCACACGGACAGCUAUCGGGAUAGGGACCGCGCGCCCAGGCCACGCCCUGUAGGAGGGAGUCGCCCCGACGUCGACACCUACAUUCCCGCCUAUAACGCCCAUGAUCGCGACGCUUCACAUCCUAGGAGAGACGAGAGGCGUCGUCGGGAUGACUGGGAUGACACGAGACGGCACGAUUGGGAUCGGAGACGAGUGGAUUACGAAGACAGGUCCCGGGCCAGCAGGACGAGAAGCCGAAGCCGAUCACCAAUCCGGGACCGAGAUCGCGACCGGGAUCGCGAGCGUGACGUCUACCGCAGGUAG